AUGGCGCUGCCCGCGGUCCUCGGGGCCGAGGCGCGGCGUUGCCCCGGCCGCCUCGUCGCGCGUCGUUUCUCUCGAGCGGCGCGCUGUGGGGCGAGGCCGGGCGGAGAGGAGCUUAGUCGCCUGCGACUGGAUGACCUGGCGCCCACCCCGCGGCCGGCGCGGGGGCUGGAGCUGCUGUACGGCCUGUCCCCGUGCCUCCUGGCUCUGCAGGCCGGGCGCCGCCGCGUGGCGCGGCUCCUGCUCCAGGCCGGCAAGUCCGGGCUGCAGGGGCAGCGGGCGGAGCUGCUCCGGGCCGCCGAGGCCCGGGACGUCCCGGUGCUGCGGCCCAGAAGGCAGAAGCUGGACGCCCUGUGCCACUACCAGGUCCACCAGGGCGUCUGCAUGGAAGUGAGCCGGCUGCGGCCCCGACCUUGCGCCGAGGUCGCUGUGGCGAGGCCCCGUGACGACCCCCAGCAACUGUGGCUCAUCCUCGAGGGGCUUCAGGAUCCCCGGAAUCUUGGGGCCGUGCUGCGCUCCGCUCACUACCUCGGAGUGGAUAAGGUCGUCACUAGCCGGAGAAACAGCUGCCCGCUCACUCCGGUAGUCAGCAAGGCCAGCGCGGGGGCUAUGGAAGUGAUGGACGUGUUCUCCACUGACGACCUGGCCGGUUUUUUACAGGCCAAAGCCCAGCAAGGCUGGCUUGUAGCUGGCACAAUGGGCUCCCUGGAACCCGAGGCUUACCACUCCUCUGAGAUCCCCAUCACAAGUUGCUUGGAGUUCCUGUGGGACCAGCCUACUCUCCUGGUGCUGGGGAACGAGGGCUCUGGUCUGUCCCCGGAGGUGCAGGCCUCCUGCCAGCUUCUCCUUACCAUCCUACCUGGACGGCAGCUACCCCCUGGAUUUGAGUCCUUGAAUGUCUCUGUGGCUGCAGGAAUUCUUCUUCACUCUAUUUGCAGCCAGAGAAAAGGUUUUCCUGCAGAGGGGAAGAGAGGACAACUUCUCCAAGAAUCCAAAGAACCCUCAGUGACAUGUGAAAGGCCCAGAGUGGCUCAGGACCCUGGACUGUCUUCUGGUUCAGAAAAAGAGAGGCAAGAUGGAGGCUGACUCGGACUGUCCCAGGUGUGUGUGCUGGGCGGCACACAUCCACACGCUCGAAUGUGCCAGAGUCUCUUGCUUGAGUGUGCACCCGGGUCCCUAUUAACCACUGUCUUGGGUAGAGAACAGGGGAAGUUCAGUCUCCUGUUUUUAUUUUGGAUAAGCAGUUGGAGAUGUUAGCUUCUUAAUUUCCAGGGUGUGCUAGGAUAUAGGGUCUCUUUCCUCCAGGAAGUCAAGGGAAAGUCUAAAUGUCUUAAGAUAAUCUGGCAGCCCAAUCCAAGGGUCCUGUUCCUCUUGAAUCAAUGUGAGAAUGUAGAGGGAAGCUUCUGGCCCUUGAAUGGGCCAGACAGGUGUAAAUACACGCUCCAACCCUUCCCUGUUUUACUGUCUUAAGUACAAGGCUUCAUGUUUGCAUGUCCCGGGGCCCUUGUCUGCCUCUCCCUCCCAGGCAGUUGCUAGGAUCAAAUAAAACAUCACCUAGUAAGUAUCCAGCAGCCAGUCAACCCUUCUGUUCUGUUCAAGUCUUCCAGUAGGUGGCAGCCUUGCUCUUUGGUCCACCGUGUCUUGCAUUAUCACAGGUAACUGGGGAGAUAUCCUGAUUGCAGCCCCUAGAGAAGCAAGGGAAAGAGGAACAGACACCUCCCACCCAUUGGCUCUCCAGUAUCUCCCAGUGGUGACUCAGUCAGUCCACCUGCAUGGAAUGAGAUGAUGAACCAAAGCCCUGGCCUUUGAUUCAGUGAGGUGGUGAGGACAGAGAUGCUGUUUAUUGUAUGACCCAGACAGAUUUGGUUCUCCACAGGGUCCCACAGGUAGAUCAGAAGCCACCAGCAUAAGUAGAGAGCAGUUUGACUCUCUCUGGAACCACCCGGCAAGAUUAAAAAAAAAACUCUGGGGACCGCCCCCCAGAGUGUCUGGCAUAAUCAGUGAGGGUACAACAUGGGUGUCAGGAAUUUUGAAACCUUCCUUCCCUGAAGGGCCUAAGGUAUAGCCCAUGCUGAGAACCACUAGAGUGGGGUUUCUCACCCUCAGCGUUAUUGACAUUUGGAACCAGGUCAUUCUUUGCUGUGAGGGGCUGUGCUGUGCAUUAUAGGAUGUUUAGCAUCAUCCCUGGCCUCUGUCGCCACAGGAUGCCAGUAGUACCCUCCUCUGCCCUGUUGUUACAACCAAAAAUGUGUCCAGACAUUGCCAAAUGUUCCCUGGGCCACAAAAUCACCCCUAGUUGAAAACGGCUGUGCUGGAGUGUGGGUUGGGAAGACAGAAGCCCUAAAUUCACAUCCUGGUUGCUGUAUGUCCUGGGCAAGUUCCUUACCAGCCUGAGCCUCAGUGCCCUCCUGUUAAGGAGGUCAGUCAACCAUCCUGGGUGGCUGGGAGGAUAGAGAACACGAUUAGAACCUAGUGCCUCAUGCAUAGUAGGUACUCAAUAUAGUGCCACCCUUUUCUCUGUUGAAUGAGUUGAUCUUGGAAUUUUAAUGAUGAUGCCAAUGUAGAAAGACAUUUAAAUUAGCUUCAAAAGGGCUUAGAGUACUUAUUUGGUUUUGUUUGUUGGUCUUUGUGUUUUUAUAGUGUAAAGGUUAUUUUUGUUUUAUUUAGUUCAUCUGUUUGUGUGGUGUCUGUAUAUACUGUGUGAGUGAAAUAAUACAGUGUUUGCUAAGAUUGCUUUUUUUUUUUAAGAUUUAUUUAUUUAUGCAUACAAGA
Molecule: messenger RNA, 2769 nt
Organism: Talpa occidentalis (Iberian mole)
Lineage: Eukaryota; Metazoa; Chordata; Mammalia; Eulipotyphla; Talpidae
Gene: MRM1
Product: mitochondrial rRNA methyltransferase 1
Exons: 5
Coding region: 1-1083 (360 amino acids)
Biological process (GO): rRNA methylation
Cellular component (GO): mitochondrion
Molecular function (GO): RNA binding; RNA methyltransferase activity
Source: RefSeq, a predicted model, not a curated record